Messenger RNA from Humulus lupulus (European hop), 654 nucleotides. Its product is annotated as putative germin-like protein 2-1. Gene Ontology annotation, molecular function: manganese ion binding. NCBI's taxonomy places the organism in Eukaryota, Viridiplantae, Streptophyta, Magnoliopsida, Rosales, Cannabaceae. The coding region runs from base 1 to 654 and encodes 217 amino acids. Gene Ontology annotation, cellular component: cell wall. The record is from RefSeq and is a predicted model, not a curated record. The transcript is spliced from 2 exons.
AUGGCAAACCGAGUUCUGCUUUUGAUUUUUGUGGUCGCCACGUUUGCUUUGGCCACUGCUUUUGAGCCCAGUCCUCUUCAAGAUUUCUGUGUGGCAGAUCCUGCUAGCUCAGCAAGAGUAAAUGGACAUGCUUGCUUGGACUCAAAACUCGCCACCGCCGAGCAUUUCUCAUUCAAAGGGCUUCACGCACCCGGCAACACCUCAAACCCUCAGGGCUCGAAGGUGACGCCAGUGAACGUGGUCCAAAUUCCAGGGCUCAACACUCUCGGCCUCUCCUUGGCUCGGAUUGACUAUGCUCCCUUUGGUGUGGUGGCUCCCCACACGCACCCACGCGCCACAGAGAUCCUAACAGUCCUCGAAGGGACCCUUCAAGUAGGUUUUGUGACAUCAAACCCUAACAACCAUCUCAUCUCAAAGGUCCUCCACAAGGGUGAUGUUUUUGUCUUCCCUGUCGGACUAGUUCACUUCCAGCGCAAUGUUGCUGGCUCUGGAAAAGCUGCCGUUUCGAUCUCUGCUUUGAGUAGCCAGAACCCUGGGGUUAUCACCAUUGCCAAUGCUGUUUUUGGGUCCAAUCCAGCCAUUCCCAGGGAUAUCCUGGCCAAGGCUUUCCAGUUGGACAAGUCCAUUGUUAGUGGUAUCCAGGGUCAAUUUUAG